This is a messenger RNA of Beta vulgaris subsp. vulgaris (sugar beet), 960 nucleotides long. RefSeq lists its product as uncharacterized. Bases 1 to 960 code for a protein of 319 amino acids. Lineage: Eukaryota; Viridiplantae; Streptophyta; Magnoliopsida; Caryophyllales; Amaranthaceae. The record is from RefSeq and is a predicted model, not a curated record. Gene Ontology annotation, molecular function: DNA helicase activity. The transcript has 2 exons. Gene Ontology annotation, biological process: DNA repair; telomere maintenance.
AUGGGGAAAAUCUUUGAUAAUUUUGACUUCGGAGGACUGGAAGUUGAAGAAAGCUAUGAAGAAAAAAAGAUGAAAGAAAUUGAAGAAGAGCUUCGAAUCCCAAUCUCUGCUGAAGAGACAUUCUUAUACUCUACAUUACUUGCAAAUUUAAGAGUACAAGGAAUAAUUGCUUUAGCUGUUGCUACAUCUGGAAUAACAACAUCAAAUAUUGCAGGUAGUAGAACAGCUAAUUCUCGAUUUAAAAUUCCUUUAGAUAUUGAUGAAAAUAAGAACCCCCAAAUUCCAAGAUUAAUUAUUUGGGAUGAAGCAUCUAUGGCAAAACAGCAAACUAUAGAAUACCUUGAAAGAACAUUAAGAGAUAUAUGUUCGAACGACUUGUUAUGUGGUGGAAAGGUUAUUGUGUUCGGAGGUGAUUUCAGGCAAGUAUUACCGGUUAUACCUAAAAGUACUUUACAAGAAGCCAUCAACGCAAGCUUUGUCAUGUCCCCAUUAUGGACAAUACUUGAGAAGAUUCAUUUAAAGCAAAAUAUGAGGCCACUUCAUGAUCCUGCUUUCCGUGAAUUCCUUCUACGAUUGGGUGAAGGAGUUCCACCUUAUGAAAACAGAAGAUAUAUAUCAAUGCCGAAAUCAUUUAUGAUAUUUUAUCACAAUGAAACUCUCUCUGUUGAUCAACUAAUUGAUGCGAUAUAUCCAGAUAUUAAUACUAUGAACACACGUACAUUAUCUACGGCAACAAAAGUUAUUUUAACACCAACAAAUGAAGACGCUGAAAUUAUUAAUUCAAAUUUAGUUCACAGGCAGCCAGGAGAAGAAUACGAAUACAGAAGUUUUGAUGAAGCGAUAGGUAAUCCGACAGAUGAUUAUCCAAUUGAUUUCCUAAUCAGUCUUCUACCAAAUGGCUUUCCAACCCAUCAUUUAGUUUUGAAAAAAACAGUCCUAUCAUACUUCUGCGUAAUCUAG